Molecule: messenger RNA, 735 nt
Organism: Perognathus longimembris pacificus (Pacific pocket mouse)
Lineage: Eukaryota; Metazoa; Chordata; Mammalia; Rodentia; Heteromyidae
Product: cancer/testis antigen 55-like
Exons: 5
Coding region: 1-678 (225 amino acids)
Source: RefSeq, a predicted model, not a curated record
AUGUCAGAGGAGGAGAAGGAGGAGCACCAGAGUCUCCUGGAAGUCCAGUACACCAUUGCUGGACAGUGUGCUGGCAAUAAAGAAGUGGUUGCUGCACUGGAGGACAAGAAGGAGGUGCAGCACUGGGAAACAGGAAGGGAGGUGUGCUGCACUGAGGAACAGCAUGGUACAGAGAAUAAUAAAGUGAAAACUGUGGAAGGAGUGGUAACAAAGGCCUUUAGUGAUCAUGGCUGGAUUGAUGACUCCAUCUUCUUCCAUUAUGAGAAUGUGACUGGUGAUCUCCCUCUGAGAAUUGGACAGAGAGUUGUUGCAGUUGUGGAAGAACAUGAAACAAGUCUUGGAUGGAAAGCAAUCAAGUCUGUGGCUGUUUUAGAUUUUGAGCCUUACGAGGGUGACCUGAUGGAAGUUGUGUUUUCCUUUAAAACAGAAAUGCAGGACAGGAAGAUCAUCUCUGUGAAGCCUCUGAGAUACAGUCAUGUGAAACAGGUCUUCAUUACCAGUAUGUGUGGAAGAGAUGGGGUGGUGGACAACAAUAUCUUUUUCACCUUGGAUUCUCUGAAAAUUCCUGCUGGAUAUGUACCUCAGCUACAUGACCUUGUUAAUGUGCUGGUAGUGCAGAGUACUCAGCCUAGCUACUGUUGGAGAGCAAUCUCCAUGACCCCAGUGCACAUGGAAUAGAAACUGCACCUUUUAUUUUUCCUUUUAGGGACAGUGUAGGACCUCAUUUAAUGAAUA